Molecule: messenger RNA, 1795 nt
Organism: Triticum dicoccoides
Lineage: Eukaryota; Viridiplantae; Streptophyta; Magnoliopsida; Poales; Poaceae
Product: tRNA (cytosine(38)-C(5))-methyltransferase 2-like
Exons: 11
Coding region: 104-1168 (354 amino acids)
Cellular component (GO): nucleus
Molecular function (GO): methyltransferase activity
Source: RefSeq, a predicted model, not a curated record
AACUCGAGCACCCGGCUUGUGUAACUGUGCACUGCAAAACAACAGAAGCCUACGAGAACCACCGUCCAGCCGACCAGCCGCCGCCGCGCGAUAACUGGAGUUAAUGGAGACGCCGCCCCCAUGGAGGGUCCUCGAGUUCUACAGCGGUAUCGGCGGCAUGCGGUACGCCCUUGCGUCGUCGGGCGUUCGAGCGGAGGUGGUGGAGGCCUUUGACAUCAACGACGUCGCGAACGACGUCUACGAGCACAACUUCGGCCACCGCCCCUGCCAGGGAAACAUUCAAACACUCACUGCUGGUGAUCUAGACAAGUACCAGGCACAUGCAUGGCUCCUUUCUCCUCCAUGUCAACCAUAUACACGGCAAGGACUUCAGAAACAUUCAGCUGAUGCUCGGGCAUUUUCAUUUAUAAAGAUUUUAAACCUUAUGCAAAACAUGAGCUUUCCUCCACAAAUGUUAUUUGUGGAAAAUGUUGUUGGAUUCGAGGUGUCUGAUACACAUGACCAGUUGCUAGCAGUCCUUUCAACUCUCAAUUUCAACACACAAGAAUUCAUCCUAAGCCCCUUGCAGUUUGGUGUCCCAUAUUCUAGACCACGCUACUUCUGUUUGGCAAAACAGGAAUCUAUGUGUUUUCCAAAUUCAUCAGUCAAUGACAAGCUGCUUAGGACACCUACAUGCCUAACAUUGAACACUACGAGAACUCAGAAUAGCUAUGAUCAGAAUGAAGAUGAUCUGGAAGUAGUAUGUAAUCCAAUAAGAAACUUCCUUGAAGCACAGAGUAUUGGAGAUAAGGAAUGUUCAGCCAUCAUCUCUGACUUUAAGGAGGCUGAUGAAUGCACUCCAAUUGAAACUGCUUCACAUGACUACACAGUUCCACUAAACUUGAUUGAACGGUGGGGAAAUGCUAUGGAUAUUGUAUACCCUGAAUCAAAACGGUGCUGCUGUUUUACUAAAAGUUAUUAUUGCUAUGUGAAGGGCACAGGCUCUGUACUGGUUACAUCUAAAAACCUCAAACCAGUUCCAAAAGAGAACCUUGAAAUGUCUUCACUGAAUGAGUUGGGUCUACGGUUUUUCACCCCUCAGAGAGGUCGCAAAUUUGCAUUCAUUUCCCCCGAGUUUCCGUUUUCCGGAUCACAUAAGCCUCAGACAACAGUAUGCCAUGCUGGGUAAUAGUCUGAGCGUAGCGGUUGUGGCUCCUUCGCUGCGCUAUCUGUUUGCCGAGGCAUAGACAAGUUCUCAAUCAUUUGGCAGGUGAUAUUCACCUUGGCCCGCCAUCUGAUAUUUGUCAAAUCUUGCCACACUUGAGUUGCAAGUAUGAUAUUUUAUCCUUCAGUUUUUGUGUGUCUCCGAUCUGUGCAUUGUUGUGAGUUGUGAAUUGUGAUCAUGCUCAUCCUUCACGCCACGGUGCAGUUUCACCGAGCUUGAGGACUUGCGGUCAAUUCGCCGACGGCCUAGCAAGUUAUUAUAGCGAAGAGGUGAUUGCGUCCAAAGUUAGGUGGCAUGUGCGGCCGAAGCUCAGCCUUUGUUUCUACUGUAGCAUAUACCAAUACCAGUCCAAGUAUUAGCGGUCGACCUCUGCGUUGUGCCUUCCACUCCACAGCCAUAUUUAUGUUGCAACAUUGCAUGUUUUGGGGUGCAGUUAGUAAUGUGAUAUUUUUAUUUAGGGCAAGUGUAAUGUGAUACUAUGUGAUGACAUAUCGUAUUGCGUGCAAGAAAUGUAUGCAAAUCAAACCCCUCUAUGUACCUGGACAAUGCACGAGCCUCAGCUUUCAACUUCAAAAGUUUAUGUUCAACCCA